AAGGGUAGGCAACCGAACGAAGCAAAAUCACCAAAAACAGGUGUAACGUCAUGUUUACAAAAUAACACAAAUUAGUUUUUAACAUUUUAAUUAAGUGUUGAUGUUUUGACGAUGUCUGGAUUUAGUGGAGUUCUUCAGUUAACCGAUUUAGACGACUUUAUUACCCCGUCACAAGAAUGUAUCAAACCUGUCCAAAUCGCAAAAAGCAAAAGUGGCACGGGUGCCAAAAUUACAAUACAGGAUGAUGGAUCAUACCUCCAGACUGACAGGGAUGGCAGCACUCAAAAGCUUCAAAAAGUGGAAAUUUCCCUUUCCGAUUGUCUCGCCUGUUCCGGCUGUAUAACCUCCGCUGAAAGCGUCUUAGUAACGCAACAGAGCCAAGAAGAAAUUUUACGAGUUUUUGAAGAAAACAAACAGUUAAAAACCUCGGGGGCUGAUGCUAAAUUGAUUGUAGUUUCCCUCUCCAUACAACCAAUUCUGUCAAUAGCCAAUCAUUAUGAUCUCCCCGUCAAUGAAUGCGCCGCUAAACUUAUAACGUACUUUAAGAAUUUGGGGGCAGAUAUGGUUGUAGAUAUGACAAUAGCUGAAGAUUUUGCACUUUUGGAAAGUCAAAGAGAAUUUGUUCGUAGGUUUAGAUCAACUGAAAUCGACGGAGUUAAAAAUGUUUUGCCUAUGUUGGCCUCAAGUUGUCCUGGGUGGGUUUGUUAUGCUGAAAAAACCCACGGUAGUUAUAUUCUUCCAUAUAUUUCUGUCACAAAAUCGCCCCAACAGAUUAUGGGGUCCCUUAUUAAACAAUGGGUGGGGGGAAACUUAGGAGGACGGUCCAUUUAUCAUGUCACACUUAUGCCUUGUUAUGAUAAGAAACUAGAAGCUGCCAGGGAGGAUUUUUUUAGUCAAGAAACGCAAAGUAGAGAUGUGGAUUGUGUAAUAACUGCAAUUGAAUUGCAACAAAUGCUUGCUAAAGAAGAUUGUAAUUUGGAAAGUUUAGAAAAGUCGAAUUUCUCGCAACCGUGGUUACUGAAAGAAAACACAGAUGUUUCUCCUUGUCUUUCAAAGCACGUGGGAUCAGGCUCUGGGGGUUAUUGUGAUCAUAUUUUCAAAUAUGCGGCUAAGGAGCUGUUUGGAGAAGAAGUAGAGAACUUGGAAUAUCAUAAUUUAAGAAACCCGGAUUUCCGGGAAGUAAUUUUGGAAAAAGAAGGAAAAAUAUUACUACGUUUUGCUAUAGCGAAUGGAUUUAGAAACAUUCAGAAUUUAGUCCAAAAACUAAAAAGAGGAAAAUCGCAGUAUCACUAUGUGGAAGUUAUGGCGUGUCCUUCAGGUUGUUUAAACGGUGGUGCUCAAAUCCGGCCUCGUGAAGGUACAGUCCUAAAAGAACUGACCCUGGAACUGGAAAAUUUGUACUCUUCUCUCCCGGUAAAAACGCCAGAGGAAGAUAAAGUGGUAAAGGAGUUAUAUGAAGGAUGGCUAGGAGGUCUGGAAAGUGAUAAAUGUACGGCACUCCUGCAUACGCAGUACCAUGCCGUGGAAAAAACAACAAACGCCCUCAAUAUAAAAUGGUAACAAGGUCUAAUUUCCUCAAUAAAAUAAUUUAAUUAUGUA
This is a messenger RNA of Zophobas morio, 1599 nucleotides long. RefSeq names its product probable cytosolic Fe-S cluster assembly factor GJ13047. The transcript is spliced from 6 exons. The coding region runs from base 112 to 1560 and encodes 482 amino acids. The record is from RefSeq and is a predicted model, not a curated record. Lineage: Eukaryota; Metazoa; Arthropoda; Insecta; Coleoptera; Tenebrionidae. Gene Ontology annotation, cellular component: cytosolic [4Fe-4S] assembly targeting complex. Gene Ontology annotation, biological process: iron-sulfur cluster assembly.